AUGACGGCCAGUCCGACAACGGCGCCUUGCUCGCUUGGUGUGAGGAAAACCGAGCUGGGGCAUACUGAAACAGCCAAAAGAAGGAGAAGGCGGCAAAGGUCUCGGAGACGCAGUGUGCCAGGCCAAGAUGCGCAUGGCUAAGGCAACGCAGAAUAUUUAAAGGGAGGAAAAUGAGCCACAUAUAACAUGGUGGUUAGCACCAGGUGGGCAGUCCUGUUGGUCUGAAGCAGUAGAACCGGGCUUGAUUCUAGUGGCACCUUUAAGACCGACAAAGGUGUAUUCACGGCAUGAACUACGUACUUCCUGACGUAAAAGAGCGUAGCUGCGCUGGGACGGCGUAUAUUAUGCGUCGUGCGGAACCUCCCCCCUCCCUAACAGCUAAAGUUGAGCGCUCUGCGUAACGUAGUGACGUCCCUUGUCUCGUAGGUGAAAGAUGGCGGCGCCCGGCAGCAUGGAAGAGAUCCGAAGUCGCGUGGUUCUAGGCGAGUUUGGCGUUCGCAACGUCCAUACUACAGACUUUCCUGGGAACUAUUCUGGGUAUGAUGAUUCCUGGGAUAAGGAGAAGUUUGAAAAGAAUUUCAGAGUAGAUGUGCUUCACAUGGAUGAAAGCACUCUAGAAUUUGACAUGGUGGGGACUGAUGCAGCUAUUGCAAAUGCUUUUCGACGUAUCUUGCUUGCUGAGGUGCCAACCAUGGCUGUGGAGAAGGUCUUUGUGUACAACAACACCUCCAUUGUGCAAGAUGAAAUCCUGGCCCAUCGAUUAGGGCUGAUCCCUAUACGUGCUGAUCCUCGUCUCUUUGAAUACAAGAGUGAAGAAGACGUGUAUGAUGAAAUUAACACUCUGCAGUUCCAGUUGAAAAUAAAGUGUACCAAGAACCCUCAGGCAGCCAAGGAGUCAUCUGAUCCUAAUGAACUGUACAUCAACCAUAAAGUCUAUAGCAAGCACAUGGAAUGGGUACCACUGGGGUCUCAGGCAGACAAUCUGAAUGCUGACUUCCGUCCUGUACAUGAUGACAUCCUCAUUGCCCAGUUGCGUCCUGGCCAAGAAAUCGAUAUACUUAUGCAUUGUGUAAAAGGCAUUGGUAAAGAUCAUGCAAAGUUUUCUCCUGUGGCCACAGCCAGUUACCGACUAUUGCCAGAGAUAACUCUACUGCAGCCUGUUGAAGGGGAAGCAGCUGAGAGGCUGAAGAAGUGUUUUUCUCCUGGGGUUAUAGAGAUUCAGGAAAUCAAAGGGAAAAAAGUGGCAAGAGUGGUCAAUGCUAGAUUAGAUACGUUUAGCCGGGAAAUUUUUCGUCAUGAUGAUCUGAAAACCUUUGUGCGGCUGGCUCGAGUGCGAGAUCACUAUAUUUUCUCUGUGGAAUCAACAGGCGUUCUGCCUCCAGAUGUGUUGGUGAGUGAAGCAAUCAAGGUCUUAAUGGGAAAAUGUCAGCGCUUCUUGGAGGAGCUGAAAUCCAUUCAGAGGAAGUAAGAAGCUUGUGUUCUUAGACUUCAGCAUAAUGGUCUGCUUCGUUGGGGUGCCUGCAGCUGUGACUUGAAGGAUGGCUUCCAACCAAAUUGUGUAUCUAUCACUAUGUGGAUAACUCUUUACCGUGGAUUUGAAAGAUUGGGACUGGAUACUUCAUGCUUUCUACUUGGACAUUAACUUGAGCAAUGAUUGAGAAUGAGCUACUGUGCAGCUACUUCUUGCAAAAACUUUCCACAUAGGAAUGGUUUGGGGCGGGCGGAGAGGUCUUCUUAUCUCAAAGAAGAAUUAAUACUGUGGAAGCCUGUGAAUAGAUGGACUGUUGGAACUAAAUUGCAGGAUCUCCCAAGUUGCUUGAUUUGCUUUCAGUUAUCUCCCCCAAGGAGAACAGAGCUCUUGUUAAUUGGUGAAUCAGUUGUCAAACAGGUCACAACAGCUGUCUUUUUAGUGAUGUGUACUGGCAAGAUUGUAGGCAUUCACACAAGACUUUGUACUAUGUAAGACAACAAUCUGUGUACUAGACCAGAAGUUUAAAAAUGUGACUCAUUCGUUAACCGCAUGACUUUGUUAUGGAAGGGGGCAGGCAGAGAAAAUAUGAAACACUGUAGGAAUGAAGACUCUCGACACAUGUAUUGAGGAAGUGAGGAAAGCUUGCUUGCUCUCUGCAAGUCCUCAUUUUAUUUAUACAUCUGUAGUUGCUGUUAAUAAUAAUCAGACAGUUAAUGAAACAGGAAGCAUUUGUUCAAUAACAUGAGGUUAUGUCUUCAUAGCCUCCAAGAUUCGAUACAGCCAGCAAUUUAUCAAGAAUACAUUUGUCAGCAAAAGGAAGCGAGAAUACGAGUGUAAGAUCUCUGCUCCCUUUUAGCCUUUCAGACACAAUGUGGGCGGCUCACGCUGAUAUGCGAAAUGUGUGAUCCACCCACAUUUCUGUCUUCAGGCUUUGUGGGGUCUGGGGGCUCGAGCGCGUGAGCCCCACAUUCCACUCUUUUCUCUUUUAUAUGACUGCUUACGAAGGGCAGCAAAAUGACAAUUUGGUUUUGACAUUCCCAGGAAGGAAUAGAAUGACAUUAUAAUGGGGGUAACGAAGGAGUGUAGUAAUAGAGAUGGGGUAAAGAUAAACCACAGGUGGAGAACAAACAAUGAUGGUUUUUAGCAUUCACACUGGCACAUCUUAAUAUUUAAUUUUUAUCCGUCCAGAAAAGAUGCAUGUGUAGGGGGAGAAGGGUUAUUCAGAGGCAUAUUUUGGCUAGGUAGCCCAGCCAUCCACUACAGAGCUGUUCAGGUCUCCAUCAUGGGGCUGGGCAUGCAGGCUAGCGUGAGAGGGCCCACCAUGUCUUUUGAGGCUAGGCUACCCUCUUUAUACAAUUGUACUCUGGUAUCAGUUCUCCCCCCUGCCCCUGCACUGUAUAAUUCUUGGAGAGUGUAUGCCAAAUUGCAUGAUGUGCUCUCAUUUAAGUUUCAAACAACCAAAACACAGUUGAGACAAGAGGGGAAUGGGAAUGUCAAUUACCAAAAAGUAAGCUCUAUAUGUAUAAUGGAAAGCUAUGUGUCUUGGUAUUGACAAUUCUUUAUCAAUAAACAUUACUAGUUAUGAUGCAAAAAUACAAAAA
Molecule: messenger RNA, 3072 nt
Organism: Heteronotia binoei (common prickly gecko)
Lineage: Eukaryota; Metazoa; Chordata; Lepidosauria; Squamata; Gekkonidae
Gene: POLR1C
Product: RNA polymerase I and III subunit C
Exons: 9
Coding region: 434-1468 (344 amino acids)
Biological process (GO): DNA-templated transcription
Cellular component (GO): RNA polymerase I complex; RNA polymerase III complex
Molecular function (GO): protein dimerization activity; DNA binding
Source: RefSeq, a predicted model, not a curated record